Molecule: messenger RNA, 1604 nt
Organism: Panicum virgatum (switchgrass)
Lineage: Eukaryota; Viridiplantae; Streptophyta; Magnoliopsida; Poales; Poaceae
Exons: 3
Coding region: 451-1554 (367 amino acids)
Source: RefSeq, a predicted model, not a curated record
CUCAUUUGCCCCCAAACCAAAGCUCAUCAUCUCUGUGCACUGGCCGGCCCCUUUGCUUCCAUGUAGCUAUCAUUCUCUCCGAACCAUCUCCCCGUCUUCUGUUCAUCCUGUUCAACAUCAAUCCUGAUUGGAUCGAUCUACUUGGCUUCUGUCAUCAUCAUACCAUCUUAUUUUCAACUUAAUUCAGACCAGUUUCUGAGAGAACAAACCAUGGGUUAGAUCUUCCACACCAGAAAUGGCUCCCUUUUUCCAGUAGCUAUGAAACAGGAUGUUGCAGAGCUCUUUCUGAAGAUCCAGUAGCUACCUACACCGUAGAGAUUGUCUGAGCUGAGCUGACGUCCGAUCCUCUGCUAGUUGAUCCAAUCCAGUCCAUCAUGCGUACUGAGGUUAUCAAGGCGGGCACCAUUUUUGGAGCUGUCCAACGAAUCCUCCAGGAACUGGAGGAGGACGAUGCUGGUGGUGGUGGUACUGCUAGUAGCACCAGCAGCAGCAGCAGGCACAAUGUCAUCUACUUCGACGGCUGGGAUGGGCUGGGGGCAUCCGCCGUCCUCCGAGUGGUCGGCCGGCGCCUUACCACUGGCCCGGACUUCUCCCAAAUCAUCCACAUCGACUGCUCCAAGUGGGAGAGCAGGAGAGCCAUACAGAGGGCUCUCGCGGAGCAGCUUCAGUUGCCCCUUCAGUCUUAAGGAGGACGAGUUUUUCGACAUUUUCCGAGAUGAGGCUGAAGAAGUUGCAGCCGGCAUGGCCCGUACCAACGGCAUCGACUGGCAUGCAGCAGCAGCCUGCUUCCUGUACACGAUGAGGCUCUGCGGCAUGGGUGGUUACUAUGACUUGGCCACCCAUGUCUGCAACUACUGGAGAUGUGAUGAUGUCAUACAGCUCCGGCAGGGAGAUGCCGCCACUGAUGAUGAUGGUGUUGAUACAUUGUGGCAAACUUAUGAUGAUCUGAAGCGCAGGAUGCAACUGGAUGCGGACUACCACCAAAGUCCGCAAUCACCAUCUCUGGUGGCAAGGCGCUUGCACGAGCGCAUUGCGUGCUGGACUUCACCAUCCUACGGGUCCAUGCUGAUCCCGCCGAGUCAGUAUGGCCACAUUCCUAAUGGCAUGUUCCAACAGUAUGACAAGCUUUGUGUGCUCAAGCUAUCAGCAUGCGCAUUCAGCUUCAAAGCACCUCCGUUCCUCUGCUGCCACAGCCUUCAGUUUCUCUGGCUUGAUCACUGCCGAGAGGAAAGCGGCACUGAUGGAGUAGGGAAUGAGGAGGACAUCCAGCGGUGCUUCCAGAGGCUGUGGGUGUUGGAUGUGCGCUACUCAAGCUCUGAGUUCCUGUCCGCAAAGAUGAUGCAUUUCAUGACAGAACUCAGGGAACUAAAUGUGAUGGGCCAAUAUAUUGGAGAAACAGACAUGGGCGCAUUGCAGGAGCAGCUACCCAACAUUUGCAAGCUCCGAGCAGGGUUUAAGUUACCGACCGGUCCGGCCAAACCGGCAGGGUCCGGUACCGGUAUACCGGACCGGUUUGGCCGGAAACCGGUCCAAACCGGUCGAAGUCAAAUUUGAAUUUAAAAUCCUCUGUGCAAACGGUUCUUACCGGUAUAUCGGUCGGUUUG